Messenger RNA from Hemibagrus wyckioides, 4272 nucleotides. It is a transcript of the gene pdxdc1, whose product is annotated as pyridoxal-dependent decarboxylase domain containing 1. The coding region runs from base 213 to 2522 and encodes 769 amino acids. NCBI's taxonomy places the organism in Eukaryota, Metazoa, Chordata, Actinopteri, Siluriformes, Bagridae. The record is from RefSeq and is a predicted model, not a curated record. Gene Ontology annotation, biological process: carboxylic acid metabolic process. The transcript has 24 exons. Gene Ontology annotation, molecular function: pyridoxal phosphate binding; carbon-carbon lyase activity. Gene Ontology annotation, cellular component: intracellular membrane-bounded organelle.
CGCUGCCAGCACAGCAGGAAGUAGGGUUAAAAUUUCUCUACACAAAUUAGCAGAGAGAGAGAAGAGAGAGAGAGAAGAGCUAAGAAUAGUUUGGAUCUUUUUUUUAUUUAUUUUACGUUAUAUAUCUAUUUUUUCAAACCGAGACUAAAGGAAGAGGAGAGUCCUGACUUUAUUUAUUCGUCACGCUGCCGAAGAAGGUCUGAUUCUGAAAGAUGGAUCCCACGCUGGCUGAAAUGGGGAAUCACCUCUCUGACGCCAUGAAGAUUCUGGAGAGUGGUCAGCUAGAGACGUGUCAGGACUCAGAGAGACGGCAGCUCAGCUGGAGAGACAUCCCAGGACCUCUACAGGGAGACGGUCAGAACUUCGUGACGAUUCUGCAGCUCGUUCAGAACUUGAUGCAUGAUGACGAGGACAAACAGGGACACCGCAGGAUGCAGUGUGUUGGAGAGCAGGGUCACAUGGCUUUACUGGGUCACAGCCUGGCUGCUUACAUCUCCAUCCUGGAUAAAGAACGUGUGAGAAAACUGACCACACGCAUCCUCUCAGACACCACGCUCUGGCUCUGCAGACUUUUCCGGUACGAGAACGGCUCGGCGUAUUACCACGAGGACGAGCGAGACGGGCUGCUGAAGGUGUGUCGGCUGGUCAUUCACACUCGCUACGAUGAGUACGCUACGGACGGCUUCGGUGUGUUCAGCGUCAGAGCGCCGGUUAUUUACCUGAGUGCAGCGUGCAGGUCAGGGCUGGGAGAGCACCUGUGCAGCCAGUUGGGUCUGCCUCUGUCCAGCAUCUGCACCGUGCCGUGCAACACCAUGUUCGGCUCUCAGCACCAAAUGGAUGUGGCCUUGCUGGACAAGCUUAUCAAAGAGGACAUCGAGGCUGGGAAACUUCCUCUGCUUCUGGUAGCUAACGCUGGAACUCCCGGUGCGGGUCAUACGGACAAACUGAGUCGUCUGAAGGAGCUGUGUGUUCAGUACAGUGUGUGGCUCCAUGUGGAAGGUGUCAAUCUGGCAACCCUGGUGCUUGGUAACACCUCCUCUGCAGUCACGGCAGCCACUAAGAGUGACAGUAUGACGUUGACCCCAGGCCCGUGGCUCGGGCUUCCUGCUGUUCCGGCUGCGACUCUGUACAGACACGAGGAUCCUGCACUGUCUCUAGCAGCAGGUCUCACUUCCAGCCAUCCAGUGGAGAAACUUCGGGCUCUUCCUCUCUGGCUUUCGUUGCAAUAUCUCGGACACGAUGGGAUUGUAGAGAAGAUACAACACGCCUUGCAGCUGAGUCAGCAGCUCCUGGCACGGCUGAAGUCUUUGGCCUCCAUAAAGACAUCGGAUGUCCUUGACAGUGAGAUCUCUCUCCUGGAGGCUUUGAGUAUGGUCGAGGAUGAACUCAGUUCUCCAGUGGUCGUGUUCAGGUUCUCUCAAGAUACAAGUUCAGCGUCGAGCGGCGGGUCAGCGGAGGGAUACAGUGGAGGAGACCGAGACGUACAGGACGCUCUGAACAGAUGGCUGGGUGAGCAGUUAGCGCUGCUGGUCCCUGAGAGCGGCGUCGAUGUGGUGGAGCUGGAGGAUGAAGGCGUGUGUGUGCGCUUUAACCCUCUCAUGACGGCUGCAGCUUUAGGAACACAGCAGGCAGAUGUAGCGGCUUUGGCGGACAAGUUAUCCGAGCUGAUCCCUGUGCUGAGCUCCACGCUGCGUUUGAGGCACGAUUUCCGAGAGGAAGUCCUCCAGUACGCAGCACUGACGUACAUCGAGGACUUGAGCUGGGCAGGACUCGGAGCCGUGAGGUACGAGCCGAAGAGGACGGACGUGGAUGAAGUGAAGAGACAAGUGGAAGUGCAGAAGGUCAAUGCUGAGCUGCUGAAGAAACUGAAGGAACUGGACACGGAGCUGGAGUUCUCUAUAGGGCCUGAAUUCAGUGAAGAGAAGGACUGUGUGUUUGUUGGGAUGGGGUCAGAAGACCUGGACAUCUCUGUGUUGGUAGAAACCAUCGUGUCUACAGGGAGAGAGAUCGAGGAGAGCGGGAAGUUGUUAGAGAACAUGACGGAGGUGGUGCGGAAGGGAAUCCUGGAGGCCGAGCAGCAGCUUCUAAAAGCUACUGAGGAGAAACUCUUGGAGGAGGGGGUGCUCCGGCAGAUUCCUCUCGUCAGCUCUGUGCUCAACUGGUUCUCUCCGAUUCAGGGCUCGGUGAAAGGCAGGACGUUCGACCUAGCAGCAGGUUCCCUGGACAGCACUGAGCCUGUUUACUCCAUGAAGACUCAGACAAAUAAAGAAGCUUUACCUGAAUCGCCAAAAUCUCCAGCCAAACAGCUUACAGGACAAAAGCUGUUCCGGCGCUCCACGGUCGGUUCAGAGUCCUGCAGCGAGACCAGCUCGGUCUGCCACCUCGACGAGUCUCUCAAAGAGGCAGAAGUUCCUCAGUCACUCUCGGGCAAGUCUGAGACACCUCUGGAGCACGUCCAGGAAGCAGUACCGUCGGAUCAGCGCGUUCCCGAGGGCCAGGUGCAGUCGGACUCGCUCAGAUAAAACCGUCAAACCCGUCAGAGAUGCCAAAGCGGCUGUACACUGUGAAGUGCGCAACCUCGAUGCCUUGACCAAGUCAGACUAGGGCUGCGUUCCAAUACUGUUAACAACACUCGCUCGUCCACUUCCCCUGUUCCUCUAAUCUGAGGACGUGUCUUAAGACUUUUUUCUUUAUUGUCUGAAAUGAAGUAAAGGCGUUAAGGAGCACAAGUUACCCAGAAGGCAUUACCGUAGGAGGUCUGACACGGUUUCCUUUCAAAAUGGAGGAUGAAGCGUAAACAGGAGCAAUAAAAAUACACAAUGGCGUUACCGUGCCCAUUACAUUCGUACGACCGGGGGAAGACGACGAGCGUGUGUUAGAACAGUAUUGGAACACAGGACAGGAAGUGAAGCUUUGUUCUAGAAGUGUGACCAAUAGAACAACUGGAAUAUUUCAUCAGUGCGCAUCGUCUCUCUCUCUCACACACCUCCUUUACUCACUGCUCUGUUAAGAACCGUCCGUUUUCUGUGAUUCAGUGAAUAUUAGCCGUUCUGAUUAUGUGCACUGCCACGCAGCGUCAUAUUUCUCUCUUCUUUUUUUUUUUUAUUCGUUCCAGAUUUCGUUUACAUUAUAAAUAUAUUACGUUUCUAUCACUGUAGAUGGUGGGGUUGAGUUGUUUGGUUUCAGCUACAUGCUAAGGAGCAGUUCAGCCAAAAGUGACAUGUACUGAAUGUCCUUUGGAUCAACACACAGUUAAUUCAUGAAAACGUGUCAUUUAUAACGCUGUGGUAUAAGAGGAAUAAAACACUUUAGGGUACAAAGGACAUUUUGUACAUUUAAUUUUUCUCUGAACUGCUGCUUUAAAGACUUGUGUGGUGUUUCUUUGCCAAAAAAUGAGGGGAAAUUUAUUAUUUUUUAUUUUUAUUUUUUUUGUAGCCUGAGGCUCAUGAUUCCUAAAAGUAGAAUUGAAUAUAAUGCUACUAAUAAUCAGCUUUAUUGCACUUUUUUUUGUACAGAUAAUUUAAUCUGAAUAAUCCUUAUUUAUUCUACUGAUCGAUAAAUCAUGAUAAAUCUUCGGACUCCAAAUCAGAAUCCUUAACGUCCGAUCCUUUGCCAGGUUCGAGGAUCUACUGUCGUUCUUUUGCACUCACUGACACGGAAGAACUUUGUUGGAUUUUUAUUUUCCUCUAAAUGGGAAAUUUAACAAGUGUGUGUGUGUGUUAAUGUUUACUGUGAAGCGGCCCGACGGUUUGUGAUCAUGGUUGUGUACACUAGUCAUUUGUUUUUCUGUGCCAUCACCGCAAAAAGCCACUGAUGAAGUCGUUCCCUUCUGUCGGCUCAUAUAACCUCUAAGUCUUCUUAACGCUCACUAAGAGCAUCUAAAUAUCAUAUGAAGUAUGAACACAUGGAUUUUCACCAAUAAAAUAUCACCAAUAGAUCAAAGAUCAGCUCUAGAUGAUGAUGAUGAUCAAACCUGUCAAUUUUUCACCUACAUCACAUUUACACAUGUAUUGGUUAACGACUAAUGUAAAUUAGUAUAGUGGUUUCUUGAAGGCUAAUGUAAAUUAAGACUGGAUGAUCUUUCAAAGCAGCUACACUGUCUUAAUUUGGUGCAAUAAAUAUCCUGGUAGUUGUUGUUUUCUUCUUUCUUUCUUGGUUUCUUUCUUGUGGCAGAACAAACAGUGAUAGAAGCAGAUGAAAUUAGUUUUUAUAAUCACAUAAGCUUUUCCAAAAGUCUGUAAAUUAUAAUAAAAACGAUGAUGCCAAGCAAAA